Messenger RNA from Rangifer tarandus platyrhynchus (Svalbard reindeer), 1632 nucleotides. The record is from the annotation of a GenBank genome assembly. NCBI's taxonomy places the organism in Eukaryota, Metazoa, Chordata, Mammalia, Artiodactyla, Cervidae.
AUGGCCACAGCCCCAGGCCCUGCUGGCAUUGCCAUGGGCAGCGUGGGCAGCCUGUUGGAACGGCAGGACAUUUCCCCGGAAGAGCUACGGGCGGCGCUCGCAGGGUCUCGGGGCUCCCGGCAGCCUGAUGGGCUCCUCCGGAAAGGCUUGGGCCAGCGCGAGCUCCUCAGCUACCUGCACCUUCCCAAGAAGGAUGGCAAGACCACCAAGCGGGCCCCUCGGAAUGAGCCUGCCGACUAUGCCACCUUCUACUACCGGGAGCACUCUCGGGCUGGUGACUUCAGCAAGACCUCGCUGCCUGAACGGGGGCGUUUUGACAAGUGUCGCAUUCGCCCAUCAGUAUUCAAGCCGGCCUCGGGCACCGGGAAAGGCUUCCUGUCCAUGCAGAGCCUGGCGGCCCACAAGGGCCAGAAGCUGUGGCGCAGCAAUGGCAGCCUGCACACGCUGGCCUGCCACCCGCCCCUGAGCCCCGGGCCCCGGGCCAGCCAGGCCCAGGCCCGUGCCCAGCUGCUGCACGCCCUCAGCCUGGAUGAGGGUGGCCCCGAGCCCGAGCCCAGUCUGUCUGAGUCCUCCAGCGGGGGCAGCUUUGGCCACAGUCCCAGCACUGGCCCCGGCCCCUUCAGCUCCUCCCUGGGCCACAUUAACCAUCUUGGGGGCUCCCUGGACCGGGCCUCACGGGGUUCCAAGGAGGUUGGGCCACUGUCUCUGCUGAACUGCCUGCCCGAACCACCACCCCCCUACGAAUUCUCCUGCCCCGCCGCUGAGGACAUGGUGGCUGUGAUGCCGGACACCUGUGAGGAGCUCAAGAGGGGCCUGGGUGAGGAGGAUGGCGCCAGUCCCUUCACACAGGUGCUGGAAGAGCGCCAGCGGCUGUGGCUGUCUGAGCUGAAGCGCCUCUACCUGGAGCGACUGCAAGAGGUGACCCAGAAGGCCGAGCGUAGUGAGCGCAACCUCCAGCUGCAGCUGUUCAUGGCCCAGCAGGAGCAGCGGCGCCUACGCAAGGAGCUGCUAGCACAGCGGGGCCUGGGCCCGGAGCCCCGGCCACCAGGCAGCCUCCCAGAGGCCGAUCCUAGUGCCCGAGCAGAGGAGGAAGCCCGCUGGGAGGUGUGCCAGAAAACAGCAGAGAUCAGCCUCCUGAAGCAGCAGCUGCGGGAAGCCCAGGCGGAACUGGCUCAGAAGCUAGCUGAGAUCUUCAGCCUGAAGACACAACUUCGGGGCAGCCGGGCACAGGCCCAGGCCCAGGAUGCAGAGCUGGCCCGGCUGCGGGAGGCCGUGCGGAGCCUGCAGGAGCAGGCCCCUCGGGAGGAGGCCCCAGGCAGCUGUGAGACUGAUGACUGCAAGAGCAGGGGGCUGCUGGGGGAGGCGGGAGGCGGUGAGGCCAGAGAUGGGGCUGAGAAGCUGCGGGCCGAGCUCCUGCAGGAGCGGCUCCGAGGCCAGGAGCAGGCGCUGCUCUUUGAGCAGGAGCGGCAGACGUGGCAGGAGGAAAAGGAGCGGGUGCUGCGCUACCAGCGGGAGAUCCAGGGCGGCUACAUGGACAUGUAUCGCCGCAACCAGGUGUUGGAACAGGAGCUGCGGGCGCUGCGGGAGCCCCCGGAGCCCUGGAGCCCUCGGCUUGAGUCCUCCAAGAUCUGA